This is a messenger RNA of Halichondria panicea, 883 nucleotides long. RefSeq names its product DNA replication complex GINS protein SLD5-like. The coding region runs from base 86 to 742 and encodes 218 amino acids. The record is from RefSeq and is a predicted model, not a curated record. Lineage: Eukaryota; Metazoa; Porifera; Demospongiae; Suberitida; Halichondriidae. Gene Ontology annotation, cellular component: GINS complex. Gene Ontology annotation, biological process: double-strand break repair via break-induced replication; DNA-templated DNA replication. The transcript has 8 exons.
UCGCUACUGAUAUUGGUAGUCAAUUGCAUCUUUCUUGCAAAACAGCACAUGUGAGAGAAGGAGAGGAUAUCUAAAGAGUGCAGCCAUGGCUGAGUACAGUGAGGGGAGCAGUGAUGACGAGUAUGAGACCAUGACGACUGGCCAACUCCUAGCAAAGCUGGAGGAGGCUUGGGUAAACGAGAAGUUCUCUCCAGAGUUGCUCUAUCACAAGACAGAGAUUAUUGACUGUAUAGAGGAGCAGUUUGAACAAGCCGAGUCCAGUAUAGGCAGAGCACCAAAGGGCGACUUUGUGUCCAGUAUUCACAAGUUUGAGAUCGAGAGGAUCAAGUUUGUCUUGUGUAGUUAUUUGAGAACCAGACUACAAAAGAUAGAGAAACAUGUGGUGCACAUCCUCGAGUGUGAGGCUGCUCUGGGCUCUGGCAGUGAGUCCCGUCUCUCGGGGGAGGAGCUAGAGUACGCCAAGGAGUUCGUCGACAAUAUGGACACUCACUUGAACUCUCUGGUCCUCCAGCACAUGCCAGCCAACUUCCAGAAGAUGGACAGGAAGAAAGCAGUUGUGAGGCCCAAUCUGGACAGCUAUGUGUUUGUGAAGGCAGUGGAGCCUGUCAAUGGAGUGGCAGUGGACCCAGAGGAGGAUGGAGCUGACAGGGACUCUGUGGACUUGUCUCCUGGCAACCAGUACAUAUUACGCUACAGACCCGUCUCCUCAUUGGUCCAUUCGGGAGCUGUAAAACUGAUCUGACAUUUUACUCCUUCAAUUAAUGCUCAUGUAUGUACCCACCUAAUGUUAUUUCAACCUUUAUUAUGCCCUUUCUAUGUUUGCUUUUCAUGUGAUUGUGCCAAAUUUUCAGUUAUUCCUAAUGUGAUGAAAACAUCUUGUUGA